This is a messenger RNA of Saimiri boliviensis boliviensis (Bolivian squirrel monkey), 5848 nucleotides long. RefSeq names its product kelch repeat and BTB domain containing 11 (gene KBTBD11). The record is from RefSeq and is a predicted model, not a curated record. Lineage: Eukaryota; Metazoa; Chordata; Mammalia; Primates; Cebidae. Gene Ontology annotation, molecular function: protein binding.
CCCUCCCCCCCCCCCCCCCCCCACAACAAAAAAAAAGCGUGGACACACAGAAGUGAAAUCUGAUCGCGUGCCAGGAAAAGCUGUGAAGCUGGAAACCCCGGAGUGACGCUCGACCUUGGCCAGACCUGCGGGCUGCGGAGCCGGGGGCGUGUGGGUGCAGCACAGCCAAGCCAUGGAGCACGCAGUGGCCCCCUGCGUCCUCUACCAGGGGACCGAGCCUGGGGCUGCGGGAGAGCCCGAUCAGCCGCCUCCGGGCGCGGGGGAGGGCGAGAGCGAGGGCGCCGCGUCCUCAGCGCAGACACCCUGCAGUCUCAGUGCGUCCCUGUGCUUCAGCUCCGGGGAGGAGUCCCCGCCGCAGUCCCGCUCCCCGGCGGCGGAGGGCGCGGCCACCUCCCCGCCCUCCAGCGGCGGCCCGCGGGUGGUGGAGCGGCAGUGGGAGGCCGGCAGCGCGGGAGCCGCGUCCCCGGAGGAGCUCGCGUCCCCCGAGGAGCGCGCGUGCCCGGAAGAGCCCGCGGCGGCGUCCCCUGAGCCGCGCGCCUGGAUUGAGGACCCCACGUGCCCCGAGGAGCCCGCGCCCGUGCCCCCGGGGUUCGGAGCGGAGUACGGGGAGCCGGACCUGGUUCUGGAGGUGUCGGGACGCCGGCUGCGCGCGCACAAGGCGGUGCUGGCGGCGCGCAGCGACUACUUCCGCGCGCGCGCGUCGCGGGACGUGCUGCGGGUGCAGGGCGUGAGCCUAGCGGCGCUGCGGCUGCUGCUGGCUGACGCCUACAGCGGGCACAUGGCGGGCGUGCGGCCCGACAACGUGGCCGAGGUGGUGGCCGGCGCGCGCCGACUGCAGCUGCCCGGAGCCGCGCAGCGCGCCACCGACGCCGUGGGGUCGCAGCUGAGCCUGGCCAACUGCUACGAGGUCUUGAGCGCGGCCAAGCGGCAGCGGCUCAACGAGCUGCGCGACGCCGCGUACCGCUUCAUGAGCGACCACUACCUGGAGGUGCUGCGCGAGCCCGCCGUGUUCGGGCGCCUGUCGGGCGCCGAGCGGGACCUGCUGCUGCGCCGCCGCCUGCGCGCCGGCCGCGCGCACCUCCUGGCCGCGGCGUUGGGGCCGGCCGGGGAGCGCGCGGGCAGCCGGCCGCAGAGCCCCUCGGGAGACUCGGACGCGCGCGGGGACGCGGCCGUCUACUGCUUCCACGCUGGGACCGGGGAGUGGCGCGAGCUGACGCGGCUGCCCGAGGGCGCGCCGGCGCGGGGCUGCGGCCUGUGCGUCCUCUACAACUACCUCUUCGUGGCUGGCGGCGUGGCGCCCGCGGGCCCCGACGGCCGGGCCCGCCCUUCCGACCAGGUCUUCUGCUACAACCCGGCCACCGACACCUGGAGCGCCGUGCGGCCCCUGCGCCAGGCGCGCUCGCAGCUGCGGCUGCUGGCCCUGGACGGCCACCUCUACGCCGUGGGCGGCGAGUGCCUGCUCAGCGUGGAGCGCUACGACCCGCGCGCGGACCGCUGGGCCCCGGUGGCGCCGCUGCCCCGGGGCGCCUUCGCUGUGGCACACGAGGCCACCGCCUGCAACGGCGAGAUCUACGUGUCCGGAGGCUCGCUCUUCUACCGCCUGCUCAAGUACGACCCGCGGCGCGACGAGUGGCAGGAGUGCCCGUGCAGCAGCAGCCGCGAGCGGUCGGCCGACAUGGUGGCCCUUGACGGCUUCAUCUACCGCUUUGACCUGAGCGGUGGCCGCGGCGAGGCGCAGGCGGCGGGGCCGGGCGGCGGGGUCAGCGUGUCCCGCUACCACUGCCUGGCCAAGCAGUGGAGCCCGUGCGCCUCGCCCCUGCGCCCGCCCGGCGCCCCCGCGGGCCUGCAGCCCUUCCGCUGCGCCGCCCUGGACGGCGCCAUCUACUGCGUCAGCCGCGCGGGCACCUGGCGCUUCCUGCCCGCCCGGGACGGCGAGGCCGGCGGCGACGCGGGCCAGGGCGGCGGCUUCGAGGCGCUGGGCGCCCCCUUGGACGCCCGCGGCGUGCUCAUCCCUUUCACGCUCCGCCUGCCCGAGAAGCCCCAAGGAGAGCAGGGCCCCGUGUAGGCCGGCGGGGUAGGCGGGCAUCUCCCUCGGGGGCGGGGGCGCUUUGAGGCCAGCGGAGGACAGGUUGGGGGAGUCGGGCCGCUGGUCGCGCUGGUCGUUUGGAUGGUUGGAAGGAGCCCCACGGAGGCCGGGCGAGGCCGCUUCCGCUUUGCUUUCCUUUUUGCUUCUCUUUGCUUGUGGGGGUCGAUGCUGUGAGACCCAGGGUGUGUGCAGAUGGGUCCCUUGACAGGACGCAGAAAAGGCUGUGGGAUCCACAGGAUGCCGUGGGUGGACGUCGUGGACCUGAGGCCCUGCAGCCGGCCCUGGGGUGUCCUGAACCCCUCAGAGCACCAAGGCUACGCCUGGAGGCCUGGGGCCCUCAAGUAGGUCGCAGCUGACUACCAGUGGAAGCGCUCAGAGAUCACGCUUUUUGACUUUGGCUUGAGAUGUAAAAUUAUAACUGAUAAGUAAAGCUCUUUCUAAUUGAGUUGAAAAGUUUGUACCACUAUGUGCUUGCUUUGGUUGGCUCAACUCCAAAAAGAGUAAUUUAGUAAGCAUUAAAGGUAAAAUAUUUGAUUACCAGUAAGGUUUAUUGACCAAUGUGAAUUGGAAGUAUUUCCUUUUCCACACCAUUGCUACUCAGACUCAAUUUCCUACAGCGGCUCCGUCUCACUGUUGGACCAACAGGGCUUUGAUAUUUUCUGUUUAAGGGAUGUUAACUGUGGUCAACGAUGUAGCGUUGAUUUGUCAUUAUUUAAAUUUUAAGUCUUCAGUGGCUAAAUGUUACCAAACAGCAUAUCAUAAGUAGGAAAAACUUUCAGGGGUGUUUGUCUAUCUAAAAAGCAGUCUUCAGUAGCCCACUCUGUAUGCCCAGCCACUUCCAUAUUUUGAAAUGAGAUAAAAUUCCAGAAAGGAAAAAUCAUUUUGUUCUGUAAAAAUCUGUAGGCACAUUUUGAACGCACUAUUUCUGAUGUCUUAAAUAUGGAUCGUGUAGUUGUGAUGAGGGAGAAUAAUUUUUACAAUCACUAUUCCAAGACAGUGCUUCAGUGACAGUGGGCAUAGUAAGGUAUAUAACAAGGAAGUGACAUGCUUGUGCACAGUAGGUUAGCAAGUAAACUGCAUGUUCUUAAUUGAAUUGAACUGCAAAAUGCCCGAAUAGAAUUAACAUGAGGCUCACUGCGUUGAUUGACAGGCUGUGAGGAUUAAAAACAAAUCAAUUGGGUCUUUCCUCAUUUAACAUUUUAUUUCUCAAGUGUGUAUAUGGAGGACUUAGAAGUUUGAGGAUGAGAUACAUGCUCACAAAUAGAGGCAAACAUUUGAACUCUGAAUCCAACCCAUUUUCUUAUUGAAAGAGGAAAAUAAAUGAAAGUUCGUGGAAUGUCACUAUAUGAAAUCAUGCCUAUUUUAACAUUAUUUGUUUGUUAAGCCAGUGAUGGGAACUGCCAUCUCUGUAGAAAUUGCUGGGUAAUUGAAAAAUAGGUUAUGCUUUUUAAGGAGUCUGUGAUUAUGAGAGGCUCAGUGAAGUGUGUUUAGAAGUGAUCAGCUUGGAUCUUAUGCAUGCUUCGGGGACUGGAAUUUAUGAUCUGGAUUAGAGUGUGUUCUGGGGACAUGUUUGCUUGCCCGUGGUUACUCAUGAACUGAGGGGAUAGAUUGGCAACUUGGUUAAUCAUCUUGGGAAAGAAAAACAGACUUCAUAUUGCCUGACUUUAUCGGCCUUCUGUAGGAGUAUACUGGAGAAAUGGUUGUAGGAACAGUACAGCAAAAGGAAACAAAUAAUGUCCAUUUUAAGCAAUGUACCAUUCACACUGUCCUGCAUUUUCCACUAGAAUUUUAUUAUUAAUGGUAGAAAUUUUUAUAUGAAAUGGGACCCGGACCAGGGUAAUAUUUUCAGUCCUUAAAGAUCAAACUCAUACGCUAUUAUCACUGUGAUUUUAGUUGUGAAAUCAUUCCUGUAAUGUUUAUUGUUUGAAAAUGAAAUGUGGAAAUUGGGCUCCAAAGUAACACCGUCCCUGGAAGAGGACAAGAGAAGUGGAUGCCGUCGGGUGGGGGCAGCUGCACCGUCACGUGCCCCCGGGAGUUCCUGUGGCUUUCCAGCAUUUCAUUUAGUGAAGGAAUGCCCACAGUAGCAUCGCACCGCUUCCUGUAGCAGAGCCCAAGGCACUCUCCAUCGCCUUUUCACAAUAAAAUGCACAAAAACCUAAAGAAUAAGAGAAAAGGAUGUAUACCAACCGUUAAAGGAUGUUCAGCCAACCUGUUUUGGAAAUACAUAGAAUAGUGUACGCAGCAUUUCUGAAUAGUAGUAUCACAUAAAAACACACAUUAGAGGACCUGCCUUGCCGUCAGCAGCGUUUUUGCUUUUUGGGGGCCAGUACCUGGGUUGUGGAGCCACUAGUGUUUGCACCCGUGAAACAAAGAGAAAAGCCACACCGUCCAAGGCUUUGAUUCCAGGACUGCUGGUGGGAGGGCAGAGGUAUUUGCUGAGACAGACUGGCAAUGUCUGAUGCUCCAGGUAGGAUCGUUUCCAAUUCGGAGUGGUGUUCUAUGUCUGCAUCCAACACUGUGUAGGAAAAAGGUUGGUGCAAAAUAUUGCUGAUCUACCCGUUAAAAGAGUCAGAUGAGGCUAGUGCCUUGAUGACAGCUAUCUACACUUCUCAUGAAAUUAACCCAUAUACAGGGGUGUUUCCAAAUGUCUGAAAGGCAGUGGUGUCUUCUGGGGAAAAUGUUACGCACAGAAGCCUGACCUUUUGCUUCAUUGACAGCAAUCCCUUCUGUAUUGCCAAUCGAGGUUCAUUUGGGAUGCAGAGGAAUGAGCUUGAGCCUUCCUCCUUUGCCUUCUGGUUUUAUUCUUCAUCUUGAGAACAGCCCUCCUCUCCACACUGCUUACUGCAGCUUUGUAGAGCUGGGAUUUGGAACUUCAGGAUUUGGUUUCUGAGUCUGUGGAGGCACUGCUUUUCCUGUAAGAAAAUGAAUGUUGUGGAAAUUCUUUGGCUACUUAACUAAAACUCAAGACUAUAUCAGUUUGGCUACAAAUACUUGAGUAAGAAAUUAAUCAUCUGCGCUGUUUCUGCUAAUAUUUGGUGUCACCACUAAUUCUGGCAGCAGCCGUUGAAUCCGUCAGUCUUAGUUAACUUGAGGUAAACCGUUUGGAAAUAGGAUGUUUUUGACGUUCUUUUGUCUUUUCCUGAAAUCAAGAUAGAUUCAAGACAUAAUCUCUUGUAAGAUCUUAGCGGAGGAAACGUAGACAAAAGGGCACUUUUGUGUUCUCAUUUACUUCAGAUGCUUUCCAACUUACAGUUUUAUUUGGGGGUUAAAAAUCAGUAAACUUUCUGAUUUUCCCCUUUCUUCUGCAAUAUUAUUAUUCAUAAGAAGAUAACACGAGCCGAAAAUGGAAAUCUGCAGUUGUUUCGUUUGCAUUGAAUUUAUUUCAGCGGCCACAUUAUUUCCACUUUUUCUGCAUGGGGAGGGAGUCCAGACUGUGCAGCCUUCAGGCACCCAGCACAGACCCUGUGCGGGCAGGUGCUUCUGACUCACUAAGUGAAUGGAUUCGGAUGGAACGGACGUAAAACAGGAGACGGGUUCUCAUGUGAGAUCAAAGCUCCUCCAAAGUGGUUCUCAAAUGUUAACAUUUGUUAAAGGUAAACCACAUGUGUUGAAGGCCAAGUUCAGGCCAGCUGUUACAAUCUGUGUAGUGAAUGUAUUUAUUAAUGCUUGAGUUGUAAAAUCCUCGGCGUAAAUAGUGCAAAGCCCUGUGUAUCUGUCAGUUCAUGCCGAGAUGAAAUAAAUCGCUCGGAAAGUGCCAGUGCC